AUGGAGGACAGAAUAGAUUUCGACAUCAACGAGUCUCUCAAGUACUAUCUUAGUGACCCGAUCUCCGUUCCUACCCCAGACGCCGACCCCGAGCUUCAGGAAUGUGCGUCGGACCCGGAAUUGCUUACGGCCCCUUUGAUCGAUGGCGUUUUGAAUCCAAUUGUUGAUGCUGUGGCUGAAAGCCCGGAUGGGCUCGCAAGAAGUGAAUUCUUUGACUCCUUGCAGUUUCUUCUCAAGUGUGCUCCUACUUUUCGUAACCCUCAAGAAUGCCCGCAACCGAAACGUGAUUCUAAAUCGUAUGAGCAAUCUAGGUUUACCGCUGUGCUUCCCACUCAAAUUUUAAGCAAGGUUUUGGAUCUUAUUGUUUCCGGGCUCGCUGUCGAAGCAGAUAUCGUUCACAAUGACCUCGAGUCGGAUGAAUCCGAUGUUAUUUCCCACCACAAACAAUUACUGGAACUGUACGCGUUUUUGCUACAAUGGGCACUUUCUGCUGUGGAAGCAAAAAUGGCAGAAAAACCUGCAGCCUCAGCACCUGCCAGGCGUGGUCCGGGAAAGGCUCGAUCAAAAUCGGCCGCACAGGAGAAAACCUGGGAUUCUGUUACACAGUUACAGAUAGCUAUGGAAGUUAUGUGCAAGGUGCUUAAAUUAAAACUGGGCAAGAUAUUUAUGACGACCUCGGAUCGCGAUACGUUUGUGAGCCUCUUCACACGCUCCAUCUACCUUAUCCUUGAGAGCGAGCAGCGUGUUAAGACGAUGAGCAUUCGAAUGCACGCCUUUAAGGUUUUAUGCAUUGCCGUGAAACAUCAUGGCCAUGCAUUUGGCGCGCAGACGUCAAUUGUGCAAAGCCUUACGUACUUUGAACAUCUUUCAGAACCUAUGGCAGAAUUCCUACAUAUCCUUGCAGAACAAUAUGAUUAUCCGCAGCUGUCUGAUGAAAUUUUAAGGGAGCUGGGAAAUAAGGAAUUCAAUCCUAACGAUACCAAAGGACCUAAGUCAGUCUCGAUAUUUAUUACCAAGCUCGCAGAGCUUGCUCCACGGCUAGUCAUCAAACAGAUGACGUUAUUAGCUAAGCAACUUGAUAGCGAGGCGUAUACUUUACGAUGUGCUGUUAUCGAAGUAUGUGGAAAUCUUAUUACCGAUCUCAGCAAGCAAGAUGAAAGAAGCGAGAGCGCAAAAACUCAAAUAAAUUCAUUUUUCGAUGUUUUGGAGGAACGUUUUCUGGAUGUGAACCCAUUCUGUCGAUGCCGUGCUAUCCAAGUCUACAUGAGGCUCAGCGAUUUGGACCAAAAAUUUCCAAAGAGGCGCCAAACGGCCGCGGAGUUGGCGUGCAGAAGUCUAGAGGACCGGAGCAGUCAUGUUCGCAGGAAUGCCAUCAAAUUACUCGCCAAAUUAGUGUCCACCCAUCCCUUCAGCGUAAUGCACGGGGGACAACUGUCUUAUAAAGAAUGGGAAGCGAGACUUGAAGCUGUGGAAACCGAACUCAACGCGUUGAAGCCUCCCCCUGAAACUCCCGGGCUAGCUGAGGUAGGCUUGGAAAAUGCCCAUAUAGAUAGCGAGUUGCUAGACGAUGCGACUCAAUUACCGGACGAGUCUCCCUCAAAAACACCAAGAAUGUCCGAAGAACAAAAGGCUGCUGCAAUCAAAAGGGCCGAGGAGGAAGCAGCCACAUCAGAAAUGCUUGCCCGCCUGCAACUGACUAGGAAAUACUACCUUGAAGCAAUCCGUUUUAUUGAAGUUUUACAUUCGGCAUCUUCAACAGUCUCGCAACUACUUUCAUCUCGGAAUAAAAGCGAAGUGAUCGAAGCAAUGGACUUUUUCGUAAUGCUCGAUGCAUACAAAGUCGAAACUGCUCGGUCCGGUAUUCGAAGAAUGCUACGUCUAAUUUGGACAAAAGGGAACAGCGACGAAGGAAAAGGUGUCCAAAAUCACCUGAUUGAUUGCUACAAAACCCUUUUCUUUGAUGCGCCAGAUUCUUUUAGCCCAAAUGACGCUGCCAAUUAUAUCGCCCGCAAUAUGAUCAGCUUGACCUACGGUGCUUCCCCGGCGGAGCUCACAUCGUUAGAACAGCUCCUGAGCAUGAUGAUGAAGGCUGGACAUAUUCCAGACUCGGUAAUUGUUAAACUCUGGCAGGUAUAUGGUAUUCAAAAAAGAGAAAUAUCCAAAACUCAGAGAAGAGGCGCUAUAAUCGUGCUCGGAAUGCUUGCACUGGCAGAUCCCGAGGUAGUUGUGAAAGAGAUUGAAGCAAUGCUGCGGAUCGGCCUCGGUGGAUUAGGCCGAGCUGACCUCAUUCUGGCGAAAUAUACCUGUAUCGCGUUGAGAAGGAUGAAGUCCGGCCGUCAAGCGAAAGUAAAGGAUGCGGUCUCCCCAAAGCUACCCAACGAUCAUGCUGUCUUGAUGAAGCUAGCAGCAAUGAUGGAAAUAGUCUCAGAGAGCAAAGAAUGGUACGGGGUAGCGGAACAGGCAAUCAACGCAAUUUAUGCUCUUGCCAAACACCCUGACUCGCUUUGCUCCGACGUCGUGCGGCGGAAAACCAAAUCCAUUUUCCAACCUCAUGCUGCCUCUGGAGAUCCGGCAUCCAGUGUUAACACUGAGAUCAGGCCUCGUACUCCCGACACUCCACAACAUGUUUCUCGAAAAAGCAGCCCAGUGGGAUUGUCUCAACUUCUUUUUAUUGUUGGUCAUAUUGCAAUCAAACAGAUUGUACAUCUCGAACUUUGCGAGCAAGAAUUCAAACGUCGCAAAGCCGAACAAGAAAAGAACAAAGUUGCUAACUCGAUCUCCCAGAAUCAGGACGAUGCGCCUGUAGAUGACGAACUAGACCUUAUUGGUGGUACAACUGAAGAUGAUUUUACCGAAGCAAUGGCGCAUAUCCGGGAACGCGAACUUCUUUUCGGCACAAGAUCACUCCUUGCCAACUUCGGCCCUCUCGUGGCCGAAAUAUGUGCAAAUAACAAUACUUACUCGGACCGGAAUCUUCAGGCAGCGGCCACCAUAUGCAUGGCGAAGCUAAUGUGUGUUUCAAGCGAGUAUUGCGAGAGCAAUCUACCACUUUUGAUCACAAUAAUGGAACGAUCGGAAGACCCCAUCGUUCGAAGUAACGCGGUUAUAGCGCUAGGGGAUAUGGCCGUCUGUUUCAAUCAUCUCAUUGAUGAGAACACAGACUUUCUUUAUCGACGACUAAACGAUAAUGAUGUCUCGGUUAAACGCACAUGCCUGAUGACCCUUACUUUCCUGAUCCUUGCCGGCCAAGUUAAAGUUAAAGGCCAGCUCGGCGAAAUGGCUAAAUGCCUGGAGGAUGAGGAUAAAAAGGUUGCCGAUCUCGCUCGGAUGUUCUUUACCGAGCUUGCCACAAAGGACAAUGCGGUGUAUAACCACUUUGUUGAUAUGUUCAGCUUGCUCAGUGCGGAGCAGAACCUCGCCGACGAUGCCCUACGGAGGAUCAUCAAGUUCCUCGCCGGAUUCGUGGAAAAGGAUCGCCAUGCUAAGCAAUUGGCUGAUAAACUUGCCGCAAGGCUGGCGCGGUGCGACACUGAGAAGCAAUGGAAUGAUGUCGCCUACGCUCUCAGCUUGUUACCACAUAAGAAUGAAGAAAUCAUCAAAACAGUUAGUGCCGGCUUCAAAGUGGUCAAAGCAGCUGCCUGA
Uncinocarpus reesii 1704 is the source of this 3642-nucleotide messenger RNA. RefSeq lists its product as uncharacterized. Gene Ontology annotation, biological process: meiotic chromosome condensation; mitotic chromosome condensation; mitotic cell cycle. The transcript is spliced from 5 exons. Bases 1 to 3642 code for a protein of 1213 amino acids. NCBI's taxonomy places the organism in Eukaryota, Fungi, Ascomycota, Eurotiomycetes, Onygenales, Onygenaceae. Gene Ontology annotation, cellular component: condensed chromosome, centromeric region; nucleus. The record is from RefSeq and is a predicted model, not a curated record. Gene Ontology annotation, molecular function: histone binding.